CCUUCUCUCAGAGCAGACACAAGCCCGGAGAGGUUUAAAGCCAAACUUUAUUGUGCCUAACAAGCAUGGAUUCAGUGGAACUGUUUUUCAUUUCACUUGGUGCUGCAGUUGUUGUCUACUAUGGAGUGAAACUGCUGCUUUUCAGUAGGAUGCUUUUUCCGAAACUGUGGUUUCCACUGUCAAAGACAUUUUUCACCUCUAUGGGAGAGUGGGCAGUGGUGACUGGUGCUUCAGAAGGCAUAGGAAGAGCAUACACAUUUGCACUGGCUGAGCAAGGAAUGAGUGUGGUCAUCAUGAGUAGAACCAAAGCAACGCUGGACCAGGUAGCCAAGGAAAUAGGUGAUAAGACAGGACAGAGGGUGAAAGUGAUAGUAACAGACUUCACAAAGGAAAAUGUCUUCAGUGAAAUUGAGGAUCAACUUAAGGAUCUCAACAUCGGGGUUUUAGUCAAUAAUGUAGGCAUACUGCCCAGCUACAUCCCCUGCAAAUUCCUUGAGUCUGCAGAGCUGGAUCAGACAAUUACAAAGGUGAUAAACUGCAAUGUGAAAACUAUGGUCAAGAUGUGCAAAAUAAUCCUUCCAGGCAUGGAGAACAGGGGAAAAGGUGUUAUUGUGAAUAUUUCAUCUGGAGUUGCCUCUAUUCCAUUCCCCCUGUACACCCUAUAUGCUGCAUCUAAGGUGUUUGUGGAAAGAUUUUCUCAAGGUCUUCAAGCUGAAUACAAAGAUAAAGGGAUUAUUAUACAGGCAGUAGCUCCAUUUGGGGUCUCCACUCGGAUGGCAUCUUACCAAAAAACCAACAUAGUGACUCUGUCACCAGAAGACUUUGUAAAAAGCUCCCUGCAGUACCUCAAAGCUGGAGACAAAACAAAUGGCAGUGUCUAUCACAUAAUCAUGGGCUGGUUACUGCAGUCUAUGCCUCUCAAAGUUCUCUAUGCGGAGUCUGUGCUUAACAACCUACAAGACUAUGUCAAGAAGAUAGCAGCGCAGAAGGCAUCUCUCUCUGCAUCAAGUGCAACUCUUCAAAAUGGUAGAAAUAAAUAAACAGGAGGACAAAGCCAAAGUUUGGCUCAAAAUUUCCCUCAUUGUAAACAGAAUUAUAAUAAUCGGACUAGUGUUGACGAAUCUAUCUUUUCUGUUUCUCAUUUAAACAUAGUGAUGAACGGUGUAACUUGUGAAAGUAUGAUCAUCAGGUAAUGUAGGAUGAAACAGUAUUUUAUGUAUGCAGCUUUUGGGCAAACCAGCUUCAGGAAAGCACACUUAUGAAUGAUUUUCAGUGUUUAAUAUUUUGAAAGAUCACUAAGUCUGUUUAUUGUGAAACUUAAAUUUAUUACCCGUCAGAGACAUCAAGCCUUCAAAAGGGCAGAGUUCCACAACAUGUGAAAGUUUCCCGCAGAGUUAACAUUAAUGACCUCUUAUUUUAAUGUGUUGCUUCUUCACCCCUGUGUGUACUUUACAUUGUACCCUGCAUGCAUUUCAUUUAAUGUAUUUCAAUGUAAAUGUCACAUUCUGUAGGAAAUAUGAGUUAUACUGUACUUGUAGUUGCUGAUGAAUUGAUGGUGAAUGCUGAUUUGACUUUUUUUCAUGUUUAGACAGGAAUGUUAAUGAAAUAAACUAUAUAAUG
This is a messenger RNA of Toxotes jaculatrix (banded archerfish), 1620 nucleotides long. RefSeq names its product hydroxysteroid (17-beta) dehydrogenase 3 (gene hsd17b3). The transcript has 11 exons. The coding region runs from base 66 to 1040 and encodes 324 amino acids. Gene Ontology annotation, cellular component: endoplasmic reticulum. Lineage: Eukaryota; Metazoa; Chordata; Actinopteri; Toxotidae. The record is from RefSeq and is a predicted model, not a curated record. Gene Ontology annotation, molecular function: testosterone dehydrogenase (NADP+) activity.